Molecule: messenger RNA, 671 nt
Organism: Cylindrotheca closterium
Lineage: Eukaryota; Bacillariophyta; Bacillariophyceae; Bacillariales; Bacillariaceae
Source: the annotation of a GenBank genome assembly
CUAUUGUGGCCGAUUUGGAUCACCAUCAAGAAAAUGUCGAUAGAGGAACCAAUGAUAUUGGGAGCCUCGUUACUGAUCUGGAGGACCUACAAGAGCCGCCAGAAGAAGAGAUUGUAUUUGAGCCUGAUGAGUCUCAAGUAGCAAAAGUCACUCGAUCUGGGCAAAUGUAUGCGCAAGCUGCAAUGUCUGGGCUGAACCUUUCCCAAGUUCCAAAGAGACCAAGAGAAUGGCCUUUGAGCAGGAGUAGCAGUUCUGCCAAUAAGAACAAAAUUCGAGUUGCAACAAGACGCAAGAACCGAGAGAGAGAAUUGAAACUGUUGAAGAACAAGUUAAAAUCUGGUAUUUGUACCAAAGAAGGAAGUCGCAGUACUAAAGACAGUAAAGCUACCCUUGAAGCAAAGCACAAUCUAUUUUUCCAACAGAUUGGGAAUGAGAUGAAAGCUGAUUAUGAAGAGCACGACGCUAUUCUGAUCGCUUGUUGCAUGAUGCAGAUCAAGGUCAAGUUUGAUACUGACGAAGGUCUGAACUUCAUUCAACAGUAUUACAUCAAUCAAGGACUGAAGAAGUUUGGUGAUGAUGGAAACGAUGCUGUGGAUAUGGAAUCAAGACAAAUGCUCCUGAGAGACUGUUUUACUCCCAAAUUUGUUAAAGACAUGACCACGUCUGAGUGA